AUCUGUAUGUUUCUUAUAUAUGAAAGUAUGAAGAUGACACAUGUACCAGAUUAUUCACUGAGCGACUGUUAACUUGUGACUAACAUAAGGAGAAAUAAUGAAGAUUGUACUGGUCUGUGCCGUGCUUGCUGUCCUAGCUACAGUUUCAACGUCAUCUAUCGUCAAAUCUCCAACAUCCCGAGCAAGCCUAUACUACGGAUAUGUCGGCCCUGGUGACAGAUUGCUAAACAGGACGUACGUUCAGAAAGCAGCGAUCCCUAAUACAAUCCAGAGUCAGGACGUAGCUUACCGUGGUAAUAUUACUACUAGGAUCACUGCAAUCCAAGUGGUGGAGAUUGGAUACACUCAGUGGGCGACUCCUUGGUUAAUUGCGGGGGGAAUUGGUGGGAACAAUGUGACUAUAAGGGUACAAUCCGCAAGAGGCUAUGGGUACUAUUACGUAAUUGAUAUUUGGGGACGAUAGAUUUAUUAAAAUGUACUUUUAAUACGAUCAAGUAUUUGUUAAUUACAGAAUGGCUACGA
This is a messenger RNA of Papilio xuthus (Asian swallowtail), 522 nucleotides long. RefSeq lists its product as uncharacterized. NCBI's taxonomy places the organism in Eukaryota, Metazoa, Arthropoda, Insecta, Lepidoptera, Papilionidae. The transcript has 3 exons. The record is from RefSeq and is a predicted model, not a curated record. The coding region runs from base 98 to 463 and encodes 121 amino acids.